Molecule: messenger RNA, 1288 nt
Organism: Talaromyces stipitatus ATCC 10500
Lineage: Eukaryota; Fungi; Ascomycota; Eurotiomycetes; Eurotiales; Trichocomaceae
Product: NAD-dependent formate dehydrogenase AciA/Fdh
Exons: 5
Coding region: 108-1199 (363 amino acids)
Cellular component (GO): cytosol
Molecular function (GO): oxidoreductase activity, acting on the CH-OH group of donors, NAD or NADP as acceptor; formate dehydrogenase (NAD+) activity; NAD binding
Source: RefSeq, a predicted model, not a curated record
AUCCUCAUCUGGAUAUCCAUUCAGCCUCGCUUUGAUUCAGAUAUUUAAACCUCCUGUCCCCAAGGAUACCAAUCUCCCCUCUUCAUCUAACACACUCUCUACUCAUCAUGGGUAAAGUAUUGAUGGUCCUUUAUGAUGGCGGCGAGCACGCCAAAGACCAGCCCGGUCUGCUCGGUACCACUGAGAAUGAGCUCGGCAUUCGCAAGUGGCUCGAAGACCAGGGCCACACUCUGGUAACCACUUCCGACAAGGAGGGCCCUGACUCCGUCUUUGAGAAAGAGUUGGUUGACGCCGAAGUCAUCAUCACUACUCCCUUCCACCCUGGAUACCUCACUGCAGAACGUCUUGCCAAGGCCAAGAACCUCAAGCUUGCUGUCACUGCCGGUAUUGGAUCCGACCACGUCGAUCUCGAUGCCGCCAACAAGACCAACGGCGGUAUUACCGUUGCGGAGGUCACUGGCUCCAACGUCGUCUCCGUCGCUGAGCACGUUGUCAUGACCAUUCUUACUCUCGUUCGCAACUUUGUUCCCGCACACGACCAGAUCCGCAACGGAGACUGGAACGUUGCUGCUGUUGCCAAGAACGAAUUCGAUUUGGAAAACAAGGUCGUUGGCACUGUCGCCGUUGGCCGUAUUGGUGAGCGUGUCCUGCGGCGUCUCAAGCCCUUUGACUGCAAGGAGCUUCUUUACUACGACUACCAACCCUUGAAACCCGAAGUUGAAAAGGAGAUUGGCUGCCGUCGGGUCGACACUCUUGAGGAGCUGGUCUCCCAGUGUGAUGUUGUCACCAUCAACUGUCCUCUCCACGAGAAGACCAAGGGUUUGUUCAACAAGGAGUUGAUCUCCAAGAUGAAGAAGGGCUCAUGGCUCAUCAACACCGCUCGUGGUGCCAUUGUUGUCAAGGAAGACGUCGCCGAGGCCGUCAAGAGCGGUCACUUGCGUGGAUACGGUGGUGAUGUCUGGUUCCCUCAGCCAGCUCCCAAGGAUCACCCACUCCGAUAUGUCGAAGGACCAUGGGGUGGUGGUAACGCCAUGGUUCCUCACAUGUCUGGUACUUCGAUUGAUGCUCAGAUCCGUUAUGCUCAGGGUACGAAGAACAUUCUCGAGAGCUACUUUUCUGGUCGACACGACUACCGCCCUGAGGAUUUGAUUGUCCACAAGGGUGAUUACGCUACCAAGGCUUAUGGACAGCGUAAGUAAUCAAAAAAUAGGCGUUGGAUAAUGUACAUUGAAUAUUAAUUUGCAUGAUGAAUGAAUUUUGUUUAAUGAAACCUUUACUUUGGAUCCAC